GCCAAGUUUAUGAAACAAUCGCCUGUGCAUGAUGUGGGUCUUUAAAUAUGUCUUAUUCGAGAAGAAGGAAGUCUUUCUCUUUAAAUACCGGGAACUGAACUAUCUAGUUUUCCUAAAAACCAUUAGCUUUUUGACUUUGACUCGGAAAAGGAGGUUGAAUGACUUUUGCUGAGUAAAGAACGAAUUAAAGUUUAGUGAGUCAUGGGAAUCAAGGGACUGAAGACUUUAAUUGAGAAAAAUGAAGAUUUUUUCCUGACAAGAUACGAGUUGCAGCAAACUGAGCUUGUCAUAGAUGGACCAAAUAUUUUACACUACCUGUUUCAAAAGAGCAAGGACUCAGAUUUUUUACACGGUGGCGACUACAACAAAUUUGCGUACGAUAUUCGUGAGUUUUUCAGGGUUCUUAAAAGAUGUGGAGUUCGACCAAUAGUUGUAAUGGAUGGUGGGCAUUCUGUAGAUGAUAGAAAGUUGAUAACAAGGAAACGCAGAGCAGAGGAACGUUUCCAACGACUGUAUAGUCAUUGUCAAAGAAUGUCAACUGGAAAUUUCUCAGAGAGAGGGAUGUCUCACUUUGUCUAUAAAAAUCUCCCCAUUCUAGGGUAUAACCUUUUUCUGGAUGUGGUGAGAGACAUGGACAUUGAAGUCAUUACAUGCCAAUUUGAGGCGGACAAAGAGAUAGCCAACAUUGCCAAUAAACAAAAUUGUCCAGUACUUUCCCAAGACUCCGACUUUUAUGCUGUACGCAUCGACAGGGGAUUUCUUCCUAUAGACCACCUGAAGAUAAAAAACAAAGGAAACGUGCCCGUUACCAGCUUCAUACCGUCAAAAUUAUAUCACGUGGACAAGUUCGCUUCCUUCUUUCCUGGAUUAGGCAUGGCUGUUUUCCCACUCCUUGCUGUUUUAUUUGGCAAUGAUUAUACAAACAAGGAGGAUUUUCAACCAUUUUUGAAUUCUAUUUCGGAUUCUUUGACAGGCCAAAGGGUUCAUUGCGAUUUACGUACAGCGAAUUGUGAACAGAAGAAAAUAAUACACUGGCUAGUUCACAUUCAGUCACCCUCUUUAGCAAAUGAUCAAAUGGCUGGAGCAGUCCAACAGGAAAGCCUAAGAGCAUUUCAAAUCGUAGUCGAUGCAUAUUCUCUUAAUAAACCAAGUCCACCAUGUUUGGUUCGUGUACCAGGAUGGUUUUUAGAAGAUCACAGAGAAUGCCUGAUUGCAAGCAUUUUUAUGACCAUCGUAACAUCACAAAGAAUAUUUCUCUCUUGUCAGCCUGAACACUUCGAAAGUCCUUCUUCUUAUGAAUGCUCAGAGCCUCUAAGACAACUUCUGUAUGGCAUUUUGCUGAAGGAUUGUGGAAAAACCACAGUAGAGGAGUAUGAUAGACACGCAAUACCGUCUUCUGAACACAGCGGUGAUAAUAUCGCAUGCAAAACAGUAACCGUAUGUAGGGAAGUUGGGUAUUUACCUGUCCCUGGAUUAGAUGAGAUUGGGACUAUGCGUGUUGAGGACAGGCAAAAAGUACUACAGUGUGCUUUGCAAAUGGAAAAUGCUUUUGAUGACUUCGAUCCAGAGAUGAGAAUUUUGCUCGGGAUGACGUCGUUUUGGUACAAGCACUCUACGCCCAACGUCUCCUCGAACCAUUUAUCAUCGCUGAUAGUUUGCUGGAUAAUGCUGAAGAUCGAAUACAAACAUCAGAAUCCACAUCUACCACCAAAAGAAAGCAUCAUUGACAAAACUGUGUAUGAAUCACCUCAUGGGAUAUUGAAAAGAAUUUUGAAGAAUUUGAAUCCAUUCUGCAACCCUUCGCCAUGUGAAAUCAGAUUUGACAUAGUUCACGCAUUUGCACAAUUUCAGACAUGCCUCAUUUCUGCGCAUGAUUUAAAUUCAAUUUUGCGAUUUCCAUUCCCAAGUUUUGAUAUGCAGAACUUAUUCUUUGGCAAAUUUCUGCAUUACUUUUGCAUAACCCUUGAAAAGGAACCCCAUAUAGAUGUUUCCGAACUCCUGGAAGCAGACAGUGCACUGUCUAAUUUGUAUGAACGCAUCAUACAAAAUUUUUAGGACACACUCUUCUUUGAAAUAAAACCAAAAAGGUAAUCUCAUAUCGUAAAUUGGAUCGCAACUUAAAGAUUUUACAAUUCAAAGGUAAAAGAGGAAUUGAGCAGUUCUGUUAUUAUAUGGCAUGAAUUCUCCAGACAUUUUGUAUGUACAUGUAUAUUCAAUUAUUUGGUGGUGAUGGCACAAAUACAUGCAUAUCCAACAUUAAUAUAUCGAUGAUACAAUUCUCCCACAAUUGGUAUAACCAUCUUCAAAACCUUAUAUUAUGCCAUACGGAUUUGGAAAUCAUAAAUCGACAUAAUCAGUUGUGUAUUUGUUCUUAUUUUCGCGGCAUUCAUGUUUUAGCGCCUUUAAUUUUUGGUUAAGCAAAAACACCAAUUUAUGGUUCCGCUUAAAUAUGAUCAUCCCUAUUUAUCCAUUAUCACGCACAGAUGAAGUGAUAGAUCCUGAUUAUGCCAAAACGUGCGAUUGUUUCAGCUCCAAUUAUGCCAAAUUCUUAAUGCAUAUAUGCACGAUAAAAUGAAUUCACAUGCUGUACAUUUUUGGUAUGGUAUUUUUCAGAAAGCAUACCUUUCAUACACACAAAGCUCAAUUUAAAAACUGAUUGGUUUAGGUUCUGAGAUUUUGAGUUAAGAAGAUCAUUCAAUGCAAUAUUUUAUCUAAAACUAUUUCAUUGAUAGAUGUACAUAAAAUCUCAGAAGUUUAAACCAAGUUGUAUUGUCUAGUUGAACUUGGUAGAGCGCUUUCGUCUGUUUUCAAAGAUUCCAGAAUGGUUGGUUUUUGGCAAUGUCUUGUAAAAAUGAUAAAUAUAUUAUACAUGUACCUUGUAUUAAAUAUUUACAGACUUAACAUUGAUGCUGUAUAUUACUCUCACAUAAAAUAUUUUUAGAUACAGGUACAGAAUUUCAAUUACUUAUUGAAACCACCAAUGUUUCAUAUGUACUUCUUUUUAUUUCUUUUACGUCCCUUCCAGAAUACUUCUUUGAGACGUCACUAUCUUAUACUAAAUUAGCGUGUCCAGAGGGAGGUGCCUGUGGAUUGGAAUUCCCCUUCUUCGGUGCUUUGUAACAAAAUAGCCUAUAGACACUUGAUUAUUAUAUAAUUAGUGACAAAGAAUUUAUUCUAAAUGGAUCUUUGAUUGUGAAGAUUUUCUUAUCUUUAAAAACCUUAUUGACUCUAAAGAGUGAAGUUUUAAAAGUGAAUAUUGUGUAUUAUGGUUUAUUUUACCUGGUUGUUAUAAUCAGGUCGACUGACCGUGAGAGAGAGAACGUGUAAAGUGAGGAAAAGAAGUUUUAAGGACAGAAAGUACACUAUGAGGACAGAAUUCUGUCCUCACAAUUACAUCCCCAUAAACGUUAUCCACAGCAUGUAAAAGAUGUAGAUACAAAAUAUUAGAUUAGUGAAGACAGUGGUAUGGGGACAUGUUCUAACUGAUAUUCUCUCUAUACAUUUAGAAGGCAAUAUUUCUGUCAAAGAGUUGUUUAAAGUUUGUUUUGAAACAAGUAUUGAUACCCAAGUUCAGUGGUUGCAGUACCGAAUUCUUUACACGCUACUUCCUACGAAAUAUUACAUCAAGAAAAUCAGUAUAAUUUCAGAUGACUGUUGUUCAUUUAGUAAAGAAAAUGUAGAAACAAUACAACAUAUGUUUAUAUCUUGUUCUGAUACUCUAUCACUUUGGAAUAAUCUUAGCAUAAAAAGAAUUGGUUUUAAUGUUACUAAUGUUAUUUUUGGUGAAACGCCUCUCAGUUUGUGUAAUAGAGUUGUUAAUUUCAUAAUUCUGUAUACCAAACAAUAUAUUUUCAAUUGUACAAAACAAAAUUCCUGAUAUUACUGGGCUGAUGCAUUAUCUUUCUUUCAAAUACAAAGUUGAAAAAUUUGUAGCAACUAAAUCAUGUGAAGUUUUGAAAUUUAAAAGACUUUGGGAAAACUGGAAAAUUAUUUUUGAUCUGUAACCUAGAAUAAGAAGUAUUCAACCAAUAAUGCUGAAUUAGUAGUGUGGAAGAGUGUGAGAAUGUAUAAAAUGAUUAAUAGCGAGCGAAGCUCGCGUCGCGACGAGCUCGCUCCGAUGAUUACACAUAUGAGUCACGUGAUUUGCUCUUCAUCAGCUGAAAAAAGAUGAGUAUUACCCAUAAUGCCUCUGGAAAAAUGUCGCCGUCACUGCGGUAUACCGGUACUUCAUUGACAUUUUAUUGAAAUUAAAAAGGUCCAUCGAAAUGAUCAUUCUACAAUGUACUUUAAAUUUUGGUAGUAAAAUUAACUUCGCGGAGAUUGUUGGUAUCCCUACAUUAAUCUCUUCAUUAUUAUUGACCACUAAGGAUCGGACAAUAAUUGGACUUUUAUGAUACAGUACUGGGAGAUGGGCUGGACAGACUAGGAUACUUAUCCAUCUGUCAACCUGCCAUCUUGUAGCAUCAAUGGAGACGAGUGUUUGGAGUCAUGUACGAUACAUUUUCACCACUAAUGAACAUUAGUUUUACUUUUGAUAUUUUUCUCUCCCAAAUGCAUAUCUACCUGGGGAACCCGGGAAAGCAUCACUUCCGAUAAAAUCUGACAAAAAUCUGUUUGUAACUAUCUGACUUCCUCGAACUUGGGUGUUUGAACUAUUGUAUUUUUAUUUCAUUAGACUUGUAUUUAAUUUUCUACCUAAUAAAACAGUAUGCGAUC
Ostrea edulis (European flat oyster) is the source of this 4716-nucleotide messenger RNA. Its product is annotated as protein asteroid homolog 1-like. The transcript is spliced from 2 exons. The coding region runs from base 202 to 2055 and encodes 617 amino acids. Gene Ontology annotation, molecular function: nuclease activity. Lineage: Eukaryota; Metazoa; Mollusca; Bivalvia; Ostreida; Ostreidae. The record is from RefSeq and is a predicted model, not a curated record.